CAAUAAUGCAUUAAUGCCCAUGUACGUUGUUGCUUAUUGUGAAGCGAGUUGUUGUUGGGCGUAUCAGCGCAGAGUUCUUGAUCUACGUUAUUGUUAGGUUAUUUGUUAAGCUCCUCGACCUCUCUCUCUCUCGCUAGAUCUCUUCGUUUCGUCUCUUUGAUUCCGUUGCAGAUCUCGACUUCAGGCAGUAUCUCCGCCAGUCUUCCACGAUUUGUGGUUGAUGAUUCCUCAUGCACUUCUAAUGGAUGUGUCUUGACAGGAAGAUAUAGUAGUUAGUAUGAGUUUUUUGUAAUGAGAAGAAGAUGAAAGUAACUCAUGCAUUGCAUUAUGGCAAUGGGAACACACAAUAUUUGCCAGUGUCACGUGGUAGGCCAUCUGCAAGGCCGCCUCUCUGGAUACUGAUAUUAGUAUGUUUGGUAUGUGUAUCCUUGAUUGGGGCCUAUGUAUAUCCACCUCGGCGGUACUCAGCUUGCUACUUUUUUUCUUCACGGGUGUGCAGUCCUAUUAUGGAUUGGCUGCCUCCUAUAGCACGAGAGCUUACAGAUGAUGAAAUUGCUUCUCAAGUUGUCAUUAAAGAAAUACUUUCAACCCCAUUAGUGCAACCAAAGAAUCCCAAAAUUGCCUUUAUGUUCUUGACUCCAGGUUCAUUGCCCUUUGAAAAACUCUGGGAGGUUUUUUUCCUGGGUCAUGAAGGAAAAUUUUCCAUCUAUGUACAUGCAUCACGGGAGAAGCCAAUGUAUGUGAGUCCUUUAUUCAUUGGACGUGACAUUAGGAGUGCAAAGGUUGUGUGGGGUAAAAUUUCCAUGGUGGAGGCAGAGAAAAGGCUCCUGGCGAAUGCGCUCCAAGACCCUGAUAAUCAGCACUUUGUUUUGCUCUCUGACAGUUGUAUUCCUUUACAUAAGUUCAAUUAUGUGUACGACUAUCUGAUGGGAACAAACAUCAGCUUCAUUGAUAGCUUUUGGGAUCCUGGUGCUCAUGGAAAUGCAAGGUAUACUGAGCAUAUGCUGCCUGAGAUUGAAGAGAAGGAUUUUAGAAAGGGUUCACAGUGGUUCUCAAUGAAGCGCCAGCAUGCUUUGAUAGUUAUGGCAGAUAGCUUGUAUUUCACAAAGUUCAAGCUUUAUUGCAAGCCAGGUUUUGAUGGGCGUAAUUGUUAUGCUGAUGAACACUACAUGCCGACUCUAUUCACUAAGAUUGAUCCUACUGGUAUUGCAAACUGGUCAGUGACGUGUGUGGACUGGUCUGAAGGAAAAUGGCAUCCGAAGUCGUACAGGGCCGUGGAUGUGAAAUAUGAACUACUGAAGAAUAUAACUUCUAUUGGUGAUAAUUACCAUAUCACAAGUGACGAAAAGAAGGUGGUGACACUGACGCCUUGUGUGUGGAAUGGAAUGAGAAGGCCAUGUUAUUUGUUUGCUAGGAAAUUUUUGCCCGAAGCCCUUGACAGCCUGAUGCAGUUGUUCUCCAACAAUACAGUUAUUUAAAUGAUCUACGAGAUCACUAUUCUUUGGUGCAGUCUCUACAUGUGACCUCCCCUUGCUCGUCCCGAGUAAUGUAUCUCUUGAGAAUACAUGUGUAAACUGGGAAACUCUUUUAACGUCUGUCUGGAGCAUCGACAAGGUGGAAGAUCGAUCACUAUGGAAGAUUGUAUGAUCAUGUUAGUGAGGCGUCUGCUAUUUUUCUGAGGCACUAUGUCAUGUAAUUUUUCUCGGUCUUCUUUGUCCUUUGUUGGACAAAAAAUCUUGUUAAUGUAUUCAACUUUUACCAAAGUAAUUUUCCCAUUUCACUUCA
Messenger RNA from Zingiber officinale, 1785 nucleotides. Its product is annotated as glycosyltransferase BC10-like. Gene Ontology annotation, molecular function: glycosyltransferase activity. The record is from RefSeq and is a predicted model, not a curated record. Lineage: Eukaryota; Viridiplantae; Streptophyta; Magnoliopsida; Zingiberales; Zingiberaceae. The coding region runs from base 303 to 1478 and encodes 391 amino acids. The transcript has 11 exons. Gene Ontology annotation, cellular component: membrane.